Spodoptera frugiperda (fall armyworm) is the source of this 4449-nucleotide messenger RNA. RefSeq names its product titin. NCBI's taxonomy places the organism in Eukaryota, Metazoa, Arthropoda, Insecta, Lepidoptera, Noctuidae. The transcript has 8 exons. Bases 434 to 2776 code for a protein of 780 amino acids. The record is from RefSeq and is a predicted model, not a curated record.
AACUCUGAACAAUUCGCGUGCGAUUUGCGUCCUAGCGCUGUAGCAUUUAUUUUGCUGAUAAUUUUAUAGAAUACAAAAGUAAUUUUAAGCUGGAAUUAAAUUUACUUCUAAUAUGAUGUGCAGUGACUCGUUAAGAUAGUAAACAGUGUACUAUUGUCACGAAAUUACUCACAAUGACCCCUGAGUUCACGGCUGCUAUUGCUAGUACAUUGUGAUAUUACCCAAUAUGGGAAAGAAAUUACAAAUAAUUUAGCAAUUAGACUUGUUUAUAUAAUUUAUUUAGUUAUAGUACAACGUUUGUGAACCGUUGAACGUUUGUUGUAGAUCAGUGUAAUGAAUUAUGGUUACAAAUGGUCAUUUUAAAGUCAUUGAACCUAUGCGCGGCGUGGUGACACUGUGCAGUGACUUGUGAAUCGGAAAUAUGUAAAUAAACAUGAACGAUAUAAGCUUGAAAAUAGUGGAAUCUCCGAAGAGCCACGGUGGUGUUGAUGUGUCUCCGACAGGGGAUACAAGUGCUGAGAAUGAGGUUGAUCCGUUGGCAAUAGACGAAGGUGAACUCGAGAGAGUCAAGGAGCCGGUAUCGCAGGAAGCGGUGCUCGAGAAAGUUGACGAGGAAAAGGCGGGAAACUGUGAUGAUAAUGCCAAAGAAGAAAAUAUAAGUGAGAGCCAGACUGGAAGUAGUGAUAGUUUUGUAAAUGUCCAGCCUGAGAAACCUGAGAAUGCUAAUGAGAAUUUGAAACAAGAUAGGAGUAGUAGUAGCCCCCCUGUGGCUCCAAAGACUCCAACUCCUGAACCGCCUAAACCACAGAAUGAACCAGCCCCCACCAUUGAACCAGUUCCAAGUACCAGUAAGGCUCCAGAUGUAAUUGAGAAAGUGGUUGCUUUAGACAAACCGGUUGUAGAAACCGUGGUCCCAGUAAAAGAACCUGUUUCUGUGAAAGAGGAGCUUAUGGUGGUUGAGGAACCAAAAAAAUUGGAACCAGAGGCUGAUGCAGAUAUGACCGAAGUGGUUACGGUUGAAGAGAAGGCAGAACAAAAAGUAGAGAAACCUAAACCAAAGUCAGUGAAUGGGGAUGUUGUAGCUAAGGAGGAUCAAGGUACAAAGAGACGGCCAAGCGAAGACGUGGACACGGAAUCUCCUUUGAAGAAGCUCUGUCAAGAGGUAGAGAAGACGUUUCCUCAACACGACACGAUGAUCAACGACUACAUACAGAGAGCCACCAAGAACAACGUCGACGAACUACAGAGGCACACAGAACAACUGCUGUCCGAGAUACAAACGCUCAGAGAACUUGCACAGAAAAAGGAACACGAGUGGAACAACAUUCUUCAUCUAAAAAAAGUCAAAGAAGAAAUCCUACUCCGACUCCUAAGGCGAAAACAGGUUUUAAAUUACGAGAAAUCUCAAGAAGUUAACGGUGGUGAUAGGGAUCGGGAUCCAUUCGACUUUCUCAAUAACCAAGCGAAGAAUUUAGCUAUAGAUAAAAGUGACGAGAUAUCUGGGCUGUCGUUGAAGCAGCCUGGUGCGUCCAUGGCUCCGAUGCUGCCGACCCCGAUCAUGCCGAGCACUUCCCACUUCAACCCCAUGGCGGGGUUACCGCCGCCUUACGACAAGGCGCACAUGUCGAUGCCGAAACCAGUAUUCCCUCAACAAAUGAUGAUGCCCGGCCACCUGACUGGGUUCCCGAGAGACAUGAAUGGUCAGUUACCUUCUAGUUUUGGUCUUCCUAUGGGUCGGCAAGGGCCUACUAAAGAUGUUAAAUCCAUUAUAGCAGACUAUAGGCAAAGGAAUCCAGAAGUUACGCCGCGGAGAGGUCGGAGGAUGAAGUCUAUAUUAAAUCCGAAUAUGAUGAACGCUCCAAGACCGAUUGCGCCGAAAGUAGAUAAUUUGAACAACUUGAACAAUAUCAACAUGCUGUUCAACAAUCUGGAUAUGAACCAGAAAGCCAUGCUAGAACGUCUACAACAGUUCCAAGCCAGUGGGCUACCGAACGGGCUCUCGUUCAAAGACGUGCUCGUCCAGUUCGCCAACAUGCAGCAGGCCAGUGCAGGCCUCAUCCCCAACCGACCACCAGAAACCAUCACCACCAGGCCGGAACACCAUAUAAGGCCCGAGGGCAGAAGAGGGAGACAGGAGAGGAGUCACGAAGAUGUCCACGUGUCUGUCAAGCAACAAGAGAGACUCGCCUCUCCGAGCCCCAGGCUGCCCCCACCCCCACCAUAUCCCGAAAUUUCCCUACUACCCGUCACCACCAGCCAGUCGGAAACAACACAACAAAACUCCUUACUCCACGGCAUCCUCACAAAGCAGUCGUCUCCUGCGUCUCACAGUUACUCCCCGACGUUGGCUAAACUGCUCAUGUCGCCGGAACGGAUACAGAGUGCGCCAACGUUACCAAGUUUCGGUCAGGCCAAGAACUGUGGAGAGAUCACGAUAACACCGGUGCAGCCCGCUCCGACGGCCGAACCGCAGCCUGAGAAGCCGGAGGAGGUCGUCCAGCUCGACGAUGAAGAAAGCCCGGCGUCAGAGGGUGAGGCAUCGGGCUCUCCAUCUGGUUCGGGUUCAGGACGGCUAGUGAUCGACGAGGGCGGGGGCGAAGCCCCGACCGAGGGGGCGGCGGAGCAGGCCGACACCAACGAAGACACCCCCCUGUGUCAGGGCUGUCGGCGGAGAGACGCGCAGUUCGUGUGUGCAGGCUGUGCUAACCAGUGGUACUGUAGUAGGGAUUGCCAGGUGGCAGCAUGGGACGAGCACUCAGACAUGUGCUCCGGAUAGCCGCGUCAAGUAUGACAGAAGCCGCGUGAGUAUAUUGUAGUUAUAUACAGUGUGACAAUGUACGCACCGGGUGUAUACACACAUACAUGAUACAUGUAUUGUACAGUGACGGCGCUUGCGAGUCUCAAAUUUAAAUAGACAUUUGCCUUAAUUCGAAUAGUGCAUAUAUGUGAAUCUCUAUUUAUCGUGUGGGCUAUGGUUGUGGUGCGAUCAAUUCCUUCUAACGCCCGAAUACUGAAAUGCUACUCAAUUUUGAGUUGUACUUAAAUAUCGUGCUAUCUCUGACAUUUAAUAAAGAAUAGAUAGGGACAGAACUAGUUUUGAGAGCAUCUUAAAAUUGAGUUGCGUUUGAGUUUCGGACAUAACUCUCUUAACUUAAAAUUUUGACACAAUUUCUAUGCAUUUUAUACGAAUAUGUAUUAGUUUAUUGAAAAAAGUAGCUCGCUACGUUACUUCGUUACAUUUGUAGAAGUAACGUUGCUAAAGCUUUGACAUCAAUAUUAAUGGGACAUUUUAGUCCUUAAGCAAUUAAAAAAAUACCACUCGUCUAAUAUUUUUUUGUAAACAAAGGUACUUGGUCCAUGAUUAUAUUGCAUUUUAAAUUGGCCAUGAUUAAUAUGUGGAUAAGGAAAUCGGUCGCACCAAAACCGUAGAGAAAUCCCUAAAACUAUAUAAGUAUGAUGCUCACGUCUUGAUAGGACGGUAAAGCAUCGCAUGUAAAAAUAUACCAGUAAUCCUUUCUUGACUUUUUAAUAUUGUAAUACAAUUGUUGAGUAAUGGUUCAUUUAAAAGUAAUAUGGCUAUGUUUUGGUCAAAAAUAAUACUACUACUUUAAACUAUGUCACAAAAUUUCUUCAAUUAUCAACCUUAUGUCAUAAUUCUCAAGUCGCCUUUUGUGGAAGCCUUACUGAGGUCUUUAGUAUGCUUUUUACAACACCCACCAAGAAUUUGAUAAAAAAAAAAUGACAAAGAAAAGUAUUAGUAAACACCAUUGCUUAUAAUGAUGGUUGUAUACAAGAGGUUUGAAAAUACCGUCUUGUAAAGCUGUGGUGAAGAGUUUGGGUGAAAUAGUAUCACCUUAUUGCAUAAUUAUUGGUUUAGAGACAUCGUUCAGUGUGACCUGUAUGGUAGCCACAUGAAUAAAUAAAACAUUACUCAACAAUAUAGUUUCCUAAAAAUAUUCCUAGUAGAAGAGCCGUAUUAGCUGUGUCAUAAGCCUAAACAUUUGUUUGAUACACCUAGUUAUAGUAUUAGAUUUACAUAUUUAUGAUUUCAAUCACUAGAAAUUAUUAUUCCUAUUAUUUUGGGAGUACUAAAUGGCUGCGGUAGGAAACGUACUCUAAUUUGACAGUUGUGACGUCAUUUGACAGGCCGCCAUGUUGAUUUCAAUGUUACCAGUUUAUAAAAUUAGUGAUUGAUUUAAAUGAGGAAUACUUUGCGGUGUGAUGUAUGAUUAUCUUUUUUUUAUGAAGCGGCUAUUGUCAAAUGAGGUUUUAAUGUUUUUCCUACUGGUGGUAUGACCACUUUAUUGUAUGCAUAUAAGGUUCAAUGUUAUAUGCAUUAUCAUUAGUUCCUAGAAGCAUAAGGAAAACAAUGAAAAAUAAAUCUUUUGGUGUACGAAAUACGUACCAUAAUAUUAUAUAAUAGUUACAAGACUUGACUUACACAUUUGU